CCCCUUCCCUUCCGAAAUAUCCAAUUUGUAAAACCUCAAACUUCCUUCCUAAAUAAAGCCUUUCACUCGCUAGUCACCACUCAACCUUCUUCCUUACCUUUUCUAAUGUCUUAGUAAAACUUUGCCUGUUCAUCCAUGGCUAUGGCAUUUUCAGCCACAGGCCUCGCUCAAAGGAUUCCUUACUCUCGCUCUCCGCUCCUCUUCUGCAUUCGCAAGGCGCGAGUUCAAAGCUCUGUAGCCAUUGGGUCUGCUGCUGAAUCGGCAAUCCUCUGCAAGGAGCAAGAUAAGGAUUGUAUUUCGUUUGCAUUGCGUAGAAAAGAAAUAAAGCAGAGUGAUAGCUCAAUACCACAAUGGAAGGCGUUGAGUUCUGAGGAUCUUGGGAUUGAUAGUUCAAUGAUUUCAAAGGCUACCAGAGUGGUUUUAGAUGGGCUGAGGAAACAAGGGUAUGAAGUCUACCUUGUUGGUGGGUGUGUUCGGGAUCUUAUCCUAAAGAGAAUUCCUAAAGAUUUUGAUGUCAUCACUUCAGCUCAACUCAAAGAGGUGCGGAAAAUUUUUGCUCGGUGUCUAGUAGUUGGAAAGCGGUUUCCAAUUUGCCAUGUACAUGUGUCUGGCACUUUUGUAGAGGUUUCAAGCUUUAGCACCUCUGGAAGUAGGAAUGGUUUUAAUAAUUACAUUAACAAACCUUCCAACUUAAGUGAGCCUGAUUAUAUUCGAUGGGAGAAUUGCUCUCGACGGGACUUUACCAUUAACAGUUUGAUGUAUGAUCCAUACAACAAGGUUGUAUAUGAUUAUUUGGGGGCAAUGGAGGAUAUAAGGAAAUCCAAGGUGCGAACUGUAAAACCUGCAAAUCUUUCUUUUACUGAGGACUGUGCUCGAAUUUUACGUGGGGUAAGAAUUGCAGCCCGAUUGGGAUUUCAUUUUACCAAAGACAUAGCACUUUCCAUAAAAGAGUUAUCUUGCUCUGUGUUAAAACUUGACAAGGGGAGAUUACUUAUGGAAAUGAAUUAUAUGCUAGCAUUUGGGUCUGCAGAGGCUUCUUUGAGAUUAUUGUGGAGAUUCGGACUUCUUGAGAUACUUCUUCCAAUCCAAGCAUCAUAUUUUGUUUCCCAAGGAUUCAGGAGGCGUGAUGCACGCUCAAAUAUGCUUCUGAUUUUGUUUUCCAACCUUGAUAAACUUGUGGCACCCAAUCGACCAUGCCAUAGCAGCUUAUGGAUUGCUCUCUUAGCAUUUCAUAAAGCUUUGGUUGACCAGCCUCAAGAUCCAGUGGUUGUUGCAGCGUUGAGCCUUGCUAUCAAUAAUGGUGGAUCUUUGUUUGAAGCAGUUGAAAUAGCUCAAAAUAUCUCGCAGCCACACGCGUCAUUUCAUGAAAUAGUAGAAAGUAACCACAAAGAAUCAGAUUAUUCACUGGCGGAACAGGUCAUUGAUCUUGCAGACUCAGUGAAUACGGUGUUAUGGAAGAUGACCAAUAGCCAAUAUGUUUCACAAGCUAUGAUCAAAUAUCCUCAAGCACCUUGGUCAGAUCUGGUUUUUAUCUCCCAGCCUUUAUCAACGAGCGUAUGCAAAAUUUUUGAAUGUAUUAGAAGUUACAACGGAAAUGUAUCAGUUCCGAAAAUAAGUAGAAUUAACCAUUAUGCCUUGGCUAGGGGCAACUUACCAGAGGUUCGACAUGCUUUUGCUAGGAUUGUUUUCGACACAGUCUAUCCUCGUAACCAAAAUGGACAGUUCAAUAAUGUUGAACCAAAUGAGAGAUGAAUAAGAUUACACUCAUAUAUCUUUGUGCAAUAUGACAACACGAAGAGAUGACUGAUAUUAAGUUGAUGGGGGAAGCAUUUAGCUUGUCGAUAUGGAGGCCGGAAUGAUGUCUUGUCGAUCUUCCAUUGGUUGAGUGGGUGAAGGCUAUGUCAAGACUUCAAAAAUGACAUUUGGGAAUGGUGUUGAAGUUUGGGAAUAAUGUGUGCAUGGAGGACAAGUGGAACGAAUUGGCAGUUUAUUUGAUCUGAAUCAACUUCCAACUUGAGGUAAUGUAAAUUAAUUACUAGAGAGGACCUUUGACAUCCAAGCAAGUUUUGAGUGAAUUGCUCGGUUACUAUUUUGGUUCUUGAACAUUCCCAUCUUGUACUUCAAAUCAAUUUUUCAAUUGAUUCCUAUUGUUUCUUUUAUUGUUAA
Molecule: messenger RNA, 2166 nt
Organism: Cucumis melo (muskmelon)
Lineage: Eukaryota; Viridiplantae; Streptophyta; Magnoliopsida; Cucurbitales; Cucurbitaceae
Exons: 14
Coding region: 136-1752 (538 amino acids)
Biological process (GO): RNA processing
Molecular function (GO): nucleotidyltransferase activity; RNA binding
Source: RefSeq, a predicted model, not a curated record